This is a messenger RNA of Folsomia candida, 529 nucleotides long. RefSeq lists its product as uncharacterized. The coding region runs from base 93 to 395 and encodes 100 amino acids. The transcript is spliced from 2 exons. NCBI's taxonomy places the organism in Eukaryota, Metazoa, Arthropoda, Collembola, Entomobryomorpha, Isotomidae. The record is from RefSeq and is a predicted model, not a curated record.
GCCUAAUUGGAGUCAGAUUUCAUUCAUAACUCGAUCAAAUUAACCUUUUACGAAGUAAUUUGCAAAAAUCCAACCUUCUUCAAACCAACAUAAUGGCAAACUUGUCUCUUGCUCUGGCAAUCUUGGUCUUCGUUGGUUUCGCAAGUGCAAACUUGUCCACCGAUUAUACGACCAACAUGCAAGUGAAGUACCAGUCCAACGCGAUCCGGAACAUUUUGGAGCUGUGCUCCCAAGGGAAGCCGAUUCCGGUGUCGCUCUGUACGGCGUACGAGAGCACCAAAACCACGCUCUGGACUUACGACCCCAUGUACACCGCUUCAGAAAUUGCCGACAUCGCCAAAGCCGACCAGUGCAUCGCCACCCUCCCCAAACAGAAGUCAUCCUGCACCAUUUAAAUUCAGCAAAACUUUGUAAAAGGGCCACCCACCUAAGUAGAUAAAAAAUUGGUUUCAAAAUUUCAAAUUUGCAAAUUCUUUCUACCAAAUUGUACUAAUCAGUAAUAAAAAAGUAAUUAUUUAUCUCAGCAAAA